AUAGGCCUAUUCUAUUGAUUAUUUAUAUAAACCCAGCGAUAGUAAUAAUACUAAAGAGUAAUCUAACUUCUUCAUUGGCAAUUGGCCUAAUUGUUUGGUAACUCCUGGUAUCCUUCAUCAGUUCAAGGAGGAUAUAUAGGAAAGUAAAUUGAUGAGAUAGAGAUGAUGAAGCGGAGUACCUCGGAGUCGGAUCUUGAGCAGUUCGUCAGGGACUGGGAAACUACGAGUAUGACCGCCUUCUCUACCUCUGACGCCGCUAAACCCUUAGCCUUGCCCUCGCCCUUGCCCUUGCCCGAUCCUAAUAAUUAUUAUUCCCCUGCCCAUCUUUAUGACUCGAGAGAUGAUCAGGAAGUAAUGAAUGAUAUUUCGAGUCACAACAGAGAAGCAGCUGAAACAAAUGUAUUGCUAUUGUCACAGAAUCUUACCCCGAAGGGAUCCACCCUUGAUUCCCCAAAGCUAUCAUCCAUCUGUGGAAUUGUGUCAUCGGGAAGUCCAGUGUCUGCAGGUAAUAACCCUAAAAGUAAGGAGAAUAAAGUUAGAGGAACUACAAGUGUUUCCUCUGAUCAUGACCAAACGGACGAUGAAGAAGAUGUAGAAACUGACGCUGGUCAGUGUGAACAGAGCUUAAACCCCUUUAAUUUGAAACGCUUUCGGAGGAUGCUUUCUAAUCGGGAGUCUGCCAGGCGAUCAAGGAAAAGAAAGCAAGAGCAUCUCGCAGGUCUUCAAUUUCAGGCUGAACAAUUGAGGGUACAAAAUGAUUCCCUGUGCGAGCAGCUUACAAAUGCUCAUCAACAAUUUCGUGAUGCUGAAAUUAAUAAUCGAGUGCUAAAGUCAGACGUGGAAGCCUUAAGAGCCAAGGUAAAGUUGGCUGAGGAUAUGCUUGCUCGAGGCUCCUUGACUUGUGGUUUGAAUCUACUUCUUCAAAGUCACUUGACUUCACCGCAACCAAUUGCCACUCACAAUAUUGGCUGGGUAGCAAAUGUCUCACCCACGACUAACAUCCACGGAGAUGAUUCCAUAUAUUCUGGAUUGACUGUUUCUGGGAAUUCAGCCCUUGAACUUGCAAAUGUUGAUAUCAGCAAUGGGAAUCUCAAUAAUGGAAUUAGCGGUGAUGCUGUGAGCGGUGUUUCGGAAAUUUGGCCUUAAGGAUAUGUAUGCCUUGUCCCCUGCUUCGUUCGAUUAGAUCUAAGUAUUAUUUAUCUCUUAUAGAAAUUUCUCCCCUACUUUUUACUAUUCUAUG
Durio zibethinus is the source of this 1240-nucleotide messenger RNA. Its product is annotated as basic leucine zipper 9-like. The record is from RefSeq and is a predicted model, not a curated record. NCBI's taxonomy places the organism in Eukaryota, Viridiplantae, Streptophyta, Magnoliopsida, Malvales, Malvaceae. Gene Ontology annotation, biological process: regulation of DNA-templated transcription. Gene Ontology annotation, molecular function: DNA-binding transcription factor activity.